AUGCAUCACAUCUUUCUACUCCCAGAAUUGCUCAUGGAGAUCAUCUCCUUCCUGCCACCCGCAGACCUUCGUACCUGCGCCUCAGUCUCGAGACACUGGAAAGAAACACUCCGGCUCAACCUCCAUCCUCGCAACUUUCCUCUACCUAACACUAUGUAUAAUAAUCCCAGUACUCCAAGACCACAUAUACUCAAGAAGUUACCUCAAUCCAUCUCAUCUCUUGCCCGAGAUAUCGUCCAUCGAACAACACUGUGGCAGAAUGCAGGGGUCGUUUUAGAUAUCUCAGACGAUUACUACUUCUGGCACGAUGGCGCUUACAGUAACCUUCUCUCUGCAUUGAGCCAAUACUUGCAUCCUUGGCUGGGAAAGCAUGUAUGUGAGUUUGUUGGUGGUUUGGAAGAGAUAGCGAGGGGAGACAUGGGAAUUUGUGUCAGGACGAAGUUGGGUGCUGAAGAGUUGGAUGAGUGGUUUAGGGAGGGUGAAAGGGAAGUGAGCAGGGAGAGGAGUGUGAUAGAUGCGUACUUGUCAAAGCCUGUAACACGGAGUGUAGAGAUUUAUUGUGUGGAAGGGGCGGCGUGGGAUCAAGAGUACGUCAAUGUACUACAAAGAGGAGCAAGGAGACAAUGGCAGCAGCGCUGUGUAAAGAUCGAACGGAGAAACGGGAUUCGAUUAGGAGAUGUGGUCGAUGAGUUGAGGGGCAUGUUGAAACCUAAUGAGGCGGUGACGGAGUUUGGGGGGGAUGUGCAAAAAGAGGUGCUGCUGGAAUGGAGAUUCGAUGAUGCAGCAAUCAGAAUGAUGUGUUUUGAGUGGUUGGACAGCACAGGAUAA
This is a messenger RNA of Alternaria burnsii, 828 nucleotides long. RefSeq lists its product as uncharacterized. Gene Ontology annotation, molecular function: protein binding. The record is from RefSeq and is a predicted model, not a curated record. Bases 1 to 828 code for a protein of 275 amino acids. The transcript has a single exon. NCBI's taxonomy places the organism in Eukaryota, Fungi, Ascomycota, Dothideomycetes, Pleosporales, Pleosporaceae.